Molecule: messenger RNA, 814 nt
Organism: Durio zibethinus
Lineage: Eukaryota; Viridiplantae; Streptophyta; Magnoliopsida; Malvales; Malvaceae
Source: RefSeq, a predicted model, not a curated record
UCUGUCCAAGUAUGAAUCCCGUCUACAGAUAAAUACUCGUCUGUCUGACAUCUUUUCCUAGCCUUUACUUUCUGUCCUUUAUUUCUGCCGUGGCUGUUCACAUUGCUUUGCAGUUUUCACGUUCCAACCUCUAUUCAAAAUUCAAUCUCAGUUCUCAGAUCAAACAAAGAAAAAGCAAUUCUUCUGCAAAGGAAAAUUAAAAAUGUGUUUGGUAUUUCUGUGUGAUGAAGAGGAGAGAGAGUUGGGAAGACAGCAGGCGCCUGGGUGUUGUCCGCACUGUGGGGGCAAAGUAGAAGCUGUGGAUGUUGAGAGCCAGUGGAGGUUCUGUUUCUUAGCCAUUUGCUUCAAGAUUAAGAGAAAAUAUUCCUGCACCUUAUGUUCCAGGCGUUUGGUCUUGUCUUACUAGCAAACUUCUAGACUCCUAAUUUCUUCUUCUUUUUUAUUUAUUUAUUUAUAUUUCUUUUUGGGAAUGUUGUUGAGAAUUCAUUUCUUGAAUGCUUAGCAGACUUUUAUGUUUCAGGCCAAUGUGAAAAAAUCUCAAAGCAUUUGAAUGGCGGCCAUCGAAUGCUUUGAUCCUCAUAAUUGUAGAUGCUCUGCUUCCGUGAAGGGAGCGGGCGGAAGAAUCAGAGGUUAUUUCCUUUAAGGUGUGUUCGGUAUCAAACGGAAAAUAGCAACAGAAUUGUAUGAAAUUAUUGGUUAGAACUUAGAACACAAAGUCUUUUCCCAAGUCCCGACUUCCGACUAUUGGAUGAGACAUGGUUUUUUUCAACUUGUACUUUUUUUUUAUUCAUGCCAAACACGCGAUUAACUUUUU